Molecule: messenger RNA, 390 nt
Organism: Paramecium pentaurelia
Lineage: Eukaryota; Ciliophora; Oligohymenophorea; Peniculida; Parameciidae
Source: the annotation of a GenBank genome assembly
AUGAUUAAACAAAUAAUUCUCAUAUUAUUAGUUGUUUUUGUUAUUCAAGCAAGACAUCAACACUUAAGACAUACCAAACAUUAAUUGGGUCAUAAUUUAUCUAUGAAACCAGGUAUAAUUUUAUAUAACUUAAAGGUGAAUCAUGUUUACCUAACACUGAUUUGGGUGGAUAGAAAAAAGAGGAAACAUCUGCUAAUCAAGCAAGAAAACAUUUAUCAGUAAUUAGAACUCUUAUAUCUCUUAGAAAUUUGCCGAUCAUUUGACAGAAGAGAAUAGAAAAGCUGAGGAUAAAUAACCAUACCCAAACAUUUAUACAUAUUAAGAUUAAAAUUGUGUUGGAAACGGAUAGGAUCCAUCAAAAAGAGAUAGAAGAAUGAGAAGAAGUUGAAA